CCCGGGGCCGCCGGGCGCCCCGCCCCUGAGCUGGCCCGAGCCCCCCGGGGGCGGCCCGCCUCCCGAACCCCGCGAUGAGGGGGGGCGGCGGAGAGCCCGAGCCUCGGGACCGCGCCGCUCGCCGCUCUGGGCCUCGGUUUCCCCAUCUGUUAUAAUGAGGCGCCCGCUCUAGCCCGAUGAGCCUAUGAAAGUGCCCCCCCCAGAAUGGAGCCCCUGAAGAACUUGCUCCUCAAGAGCCCCCUGGGCACCUGGAACGGAGGGGGGCGGGCCGAGGGCGCCCCCAAGACCGCCUACUGCAACCCCGUGUGGACCGCGCUGUUUGACUACGAGGCCAGCGGCCACGACGAGCUGACCCUACGCAAGGGCGACCGGGUGGAGGUGCUGUCCCGGGACGCAGCUAUCUCCGGGGACGAGGGCUGGUGGGCAGGCAAGGUAGGCGACCAGGUGGGCAUCUUCCCCUCCAACUACGUGUCCCGGGGCAGCCCCCCGCAGCCCGAGGUGGCCCGCUUCCAGGAGCUGCGCCUGGAGGAGGUGAUCGGAGUGGGGGGCUUCGGGAAGGUGUACCGGGGCAGCUGGCGGGGCGAGCUGGUGGCCGUCAAGGCCGCCCGCCAGGACCCCGAUGAGGACAUCAGCGUGACUGCCGAAAGCGUCCGCCAAGAGGCUCGCCUCUUUGCCAUGCUGGCGCACCCCAACAUCAUCGCGCUCAAGGCGGUCUGCCUGGAGGAGCCCAACCUGUGCCUCGUGAUGGAGUAUGCCGCGGGAGGGCCCCUCAGCCGGGCACUGGCGGGCCGCCGGGUCCCCCCUCACGUCUUGGUCAACUGGGGGGUGCAGAUAGCCAGGGGGAUGCACUACCUGCACUGUGAGGCUCUCGUGCCUGUCAUCCACCGGGACCUCAAGUCUAACAACAUCCUGCUGCUGCAGCCCGUGGAGGGGGACGACGUGGAGCACAAGACCCUGAAGAUCACCGACUUUGGCCUGGCCCGAGAGUGGCACAAGACGACCCAGAUGAGUGCCGCGGGCACCUAUGCCUGGAUGGCGCCCGAAGUCAUCAAGGCCUCCACCUUCUCCAAGGGCAGCGACGUCUGGAGCUUCGGGGUGCUGCUGUGGGAGCUGCUGACCGGGGAGGUGCCAUACCGUGGCAUCGACGGCCUGGCCGUGGCCUACGGAGUCGCCGUUAACAAGCUCACCCUGCCCAUCCCCUCCACCUGCCCGGAGCCCUUUGCUCAGCUCAUGGCUGACUGCUGGGCGCAGGACCCCCACCGCCGGCCAGACUUCGCAGCCAUCCUGCAGCAGCUGUCGGCCUUGGAAGCCCAGGUGCUGAGGGAGAUGCCCCGAGACUCCUUCCACUCCAUGCAGGACGGCUGGAAGCGGGAGAUCCAAGGACUCUUUGAUGAGAUCCGGGCAAAGGAAAAGGAGCUGCUCAGCCGCGAGGAAGAGCUGACCCGGGCGGCGCGGGAGCAACGCUCCCAGGCCGAGCAGCUGCGCCGGCGCGAGCACCUGCUGGCGCAGUGGGAGCUGGAGGUGUUCGAGCGCGAGCUGACCCUGCUCCUGCAGCAAGUGGACCGAGAGCGGCCGCACGUGCGCCGCCGCCGGGGCACCUUCAAGCGCAGCAAGCUGCGGGCGCGGGACGGCGGCGAGAGGAUCAGCAUGCCUCUCGACUUCAAGCACCGGAUCACCGUGCAGGCCUCUCCUGGCUUGGACCGGAGGAAAAACGUCUUUGAGGUCGGGGCCGGGGACUCACCCACUUUCCCACGCUUCAGGGCCAUCCAGUUGGAAGCUGCAGACACUGGACAGGUUUGGGGUCGCCAGUCCCCACGACGCUUGGAAGACCCAGGGAAUGGGGAGCGCCGGCCGUGCUGGGCCUGGGGGCCUGGGUCCCCUAAGUCAGGAGAGGCUCAGAAUGGGAGGAGGCGGUCCCGAAUGGAUGAGACAACCUGGUACCUGGACUCCAAUGACCCGUCCCCCCUGGGGUCUCCAUCCACCCCCCCUACGCUCAAUGGUGACAUCCGCCCCCCAGAGCCCGAGGAGCCUCGGCGAGCAGGCCCCUCGGACCGGAGCGGAACGCCCAAGAUCAUCCAGCGUGCCCUGCUCCGGGGGACGGCUCUGCUGGCCUCUCUGGGGCUGGGCCGUGAUCUGCAGCAGGCUGGCGGCGGGGCCCGAGACAAGGGAGAUGCUACCCCUGAGGAGGUGGCGGCGUCACCCCCCUCCCCCCUCAUUUGCUUCUCUCCCAAAACUCCAGAUGCCCCGACCUCCCCACUGAGCCUGGACGCUGAGACGCCUCCCAGCCCCCCGCUGCUUGACCUGGGAACCCCUGGGGGGCAGCCCUCUGCCAAAAGCCCCCGCCGAGAGGAGGCGAUGCGGGGUGGGGCUGUCUCCCCCCCUCCUGGGGCCUUCCGUUCCCCUCCUGGCACCCCCCGAUCCCCAACACUGGGCCUCAUCGGCAGGCCUCGGCCUUCACCCCUUCGGAGCCGCAUCGACCCCUGGAGUUUUGUGUCCACGGGACCCCGCCCAUCCCCACUUCCAUCUCCGCAGCCCACCCCACGUCGAGCCCCCUGGACCCUGUUCCCAGACUCAGACCCCUUCCGGGACCCCCCACCCUUCGACCCUUUUGGGCCAGAGUCCCCGCAGAACAGGAGAGCCCAGACCAAAGACAUGGGGGGCCAGGCUCCUUGGGGAGCCACAGAACCAGAGGGGAGCCCCUGAAUGAUGGGGGCAAGGCAUA
Molecule: messenger RNA, 2722 nt
Organism: Phascolarctos cinereus (koala)
Lineage: Eukaryota; Metazoa; Chordata; Mammalia; Diprotodontia; Phascolarctidae
Gene: MAP3K11
Product: mitogen-activated protein kinase kinase kinase 11
Biological process (GO): positive regulation of apoptotic process; microtubule-based process; protein phosphorylation
Cellular component (GO): centrosome
Molecular function (GO): protein binding; ATP binding; JUN kinase kinase kinase activity
Source: RefSeq, a predicted model, not a curated record